ACAAAAUCUACUUGCUUUUGGCCCGUUUCCGCUUCUCCCUUUGCUUCAGCUUCACCCAGCCAUUCUCUUUCUGUCUGUACUGUUUGUUAUCCAUACCAUUCAACAUUUUUAUGAUAUUCUUUUCUCUCUUUCUGCCCCUUUUUCUUCAUGUAAUGGAAUCCAUGUCAGUUAACAAAUGCCUGGAAACAACAACCCACUCGCCUUAUGCUCAACUUGUCUCUUUCAAACAGUGAAAAAGAAGCUCCGUUGACUGUGUUUGAGAAGCUUUUAAGUGAGUCAAAAGAGUUAAUCUAACUGUACAACUGAGAGAUUUUAUGGACUGGAACUUGAAAGCAACUUCUUGGGAUUUUACUGAAUUUGAGCAACAAGCUAUUCCCAAUGUAGAUGUGGUUGGUGGGUCAAGUAGCUUUGGAGGAAGUGGGAGUAAAGGGAAAUUUUCGGUUGAUUUGAAGCUUGGGCAGGUUGAUUCUGGCGAUAAUUCAUCGAGUAAGUGGAAAGAACCUGUAGUCUCAAAAAUGGAGUCUUCACCUUCAGGGUCAACCAAGAGGGCCAGAGCAGCUACUAAUGGAAGUCAAACAGUCUCAUGUCUUGUUGACGGAUGCAGCUCAGACCUCAGUAAUUGUAGAGACUACCACAGGCGCCACAAGGUGUGUGAGCUGCACUCGAAGACUCCACAAGUUAUGAUUUGUGGCCAGAAGCAACGCUUCUGUCAGCAAUGCAGCAGAUUUCAUUCCCUGGAGGAAUUUGAUGAAGGAAAGAGAAGCUGCAGGAAACGUCUUGAUGGGCACAACCGGAGAAGGCGGAAGCCUCAGCCAGAUCCCCUGUCACGGUCUGGGAGGUACUCGACCAGUUACCUAGGUACCCAAUUGAUGCCAUUACCUGGUCAUAUAUAUCCGUCCACAACUGUUGUGAAUCCCCCAUGGGCAGGAGUUGUGAAUGCUGAGGGAGAUGGUAUGCACUAUAACCAGCACCAACAUCUACAAUUGCAUGACAAACAGAAUCUAUUUCUGGGAUCCUCUUCAGGCGGCUACAAAGGAGGGAAGCAAUUCACAUUCUUGCAGCAAGGCGAGCAGACAUCUCAGGAAGCACCUCUGUGUCAACCUCUUCUCAGGAAUACUGCCUUAUCAGAAAGAAGUGGGGGUAGCCAUAACUUGUUCCGAGACAGGUUUACCACUCAAGACUCGGAUUGUGCUCUCUCUCUUCUGUCAGCACCACAUACACAGUCAUCUGGGAUUAGUUUGAGUCAAAUGGUGGAACCUCUGGGGCAGUCUUUAGGCCCUAGCCUUCAUAAUCACAGCUUGGAGCCCAUGGAAUCAGUUCUAGUGUCUAAUGGCAGAAACGGUAAUGUUGAUUGCCCAGGAAUGUUUCACAUGGGAUCAGAUGGGUCCUCAGCUGAUGAAGCUCCUCAAACAAUUCCCUUUCAAUGGGAGUAGUAAGUUACUAGAAGCUUGUUAUCUUAUAAUAAUUUUGGAUUUACCAGCAUAUUGAAGUUUUUCUUUUCUUAUGCACAAUGAACAUGGUUCCAGUGUUCUUCAGUAAUUUCAUUAUGAUGUGGAAGAAAAUUAUAUCAAUUUAUUUCUUUUA
Molecule: messenger RNA, 1584 nt
Organism: Mangifera indica (mango)
Lineage: Eukaryota; Viridiplantae; Streptophyta; Magnoliopsida; Sapindales; Anacardiaceae
Product: squamosa promoter-binding-like protein 13A
Exons: 4
Coding region: 315-1433 (372 amino acids)
Cellular component (GO): nucleus
Molecular function (GO): DNA binding
Source: RefSeq, a predicted model, not a curated record